Uranotaenia lowii is the source of this 3851-nucleotide messenger RNA. RefSeq names its product polycomb group protein Psc (gene Psc). Gene Ontology annotation, molecular function: promoter-specific chromatin binding. The record is from RefSeq and is a predicted model, not a curated record. Lineage: Eukaryota; Metazoa; Arthropoda; Insecta; Diptera; Culicidae. Gene Ontology annotation, cellular component: PRC1 complex. Gene Ontology annotation, biological process: negative regulation of transcription by RNA polymerase II. The transcript has 5 exons. The annotation marks the transcript as partial.
GGAUUGCAUCAGAACAAUUGGGAAUACGUCCAAGUAACAUAACCAAUUAAACUUUAAAUUUACAUCAACAACUAUUAAGUGAAUUGUUCGAGUUUUCCUGCCAAGGGAUUGACAUUUGAAGGCUUUCAAAUUGAUUUCAAACGGCUUAAGUGAGUAUAUAGAAAUCCACUUCAUCAACCUAGCCUGUAUUGGUGCGGACUAUAAAGUUGGCACAUAACAAGCACUCACACCAGCGCAAGGGGUGCAAAAUACGGUCUGCUGAAGGCCUACUGUGCCAGGUUGCUACCCGCAUCGUCAUUCAGUCGUCGAACGUGAACGAGUACGGAACGUCGGUGGAACCCUUGUCGAUUGUCGCAGCAAUAAAGAGAGAGUUUAAGAGAGAAUUGUGAGAGAAUUUUGGAAUACGGUACGGUGUUUUUGAUCAGAUUGAGGUUCUCGGAAAGCAACAAUUGUGAGCCCAAUGGAAAGAGUGUGUGAAGCAAUGAUGAUAAUCGUGAAAAAAGCAGAGCGUUUGCAAGAGUUCGUUUAAGGCAGCAUAAAACUGGUUCGAUACGCGGGCCCGAUUCGGUUCGUUCGGAGAUCGUGUUUGAUCCAAGAAUAUUGCUGGAAGUGUUGGAACUCCGCAGUUGGGUUUUGGUAUAUAUGUGUAAGUGGAUUGAAUUGGGGUUGCUGCUGCUGUAAGAUUAUUUUAAUUUCGGCGCUUCGAAAGUGAGUUCAAAAGGAAUAAAGGAAAUUUUAUUUUACGAGCACAAAUGAAAUGAAUGGGGGAAAAGUUUUGAGUGAAAAGUGAACGGAAUAAAGUGCGCAAUUGGAUAAGCCCUCACACAUGGAUUACGCAAAUAAUGGAUUAGUCGGAGCUGUCGUUUGUUAAACCGGAUUACAAUCAGGGAUUCAAAAUGGUCCUUUUACCAGCAGUGGAGAAGAGUAGCAGCAAAAUGUCAUCGGAAGUUACAAAAUUGGCCAAAGUGCUUCCGGCCGUUAGCGGUCCGGAAUCGCCGUACAAACCUAGCAAAGUAGAUUUGAAGUCGAUCAACCCCUACAUCACAUGUAACCUCUGUAAAGGUUACCUGAUUGAUGCCACGACGAUCGUAGAAUGCCUGCACUCAUUUUGCCACAGUUGCAUCAUGAAGCAUCUACGAACGGAGCAGUACUGUCCCCAGUGCGAGAUGAUGAUCAACAAGGCGAAACCGAACAUCAAACCGGACGCCACCCUCCAAGCGAUUGUUUACAAGCUGGUUCCCGGACUAUACGAAAGGGAGCUGAUCCGAAAGCGAGCAUUCUACAAGCAGCACCCGGAAAAGGCCGCUCUGGCAACGCCGGAGCAAAGAGGCGAAGACACCGAACAUCUCAUCUUUAGCCCCAGCGACAAGAUGUCUUUAACGCUCGAAUACGCCGACAAAGAGCUGGCCGAAAACAACGAGGAGCUGGAGCGGCCGAAGGUACUGAUGUGUCCGGCCGUUUUCACCGUGGCCCACCUGAAGAAAUUCAUCAUUAACAAGUACAGCAUUCCGACGCAUCAGUUCUACGUCGAGAUCAUGUACAAAGUGCAAACGAUUACCCUGCCGGACCACUACACCCUGAUGGAUGUGGCAUAUAUCUACACGUGGAAGAAGGAUGCUCACAUGCGAUUCUUCUAUCGAAUUAGGACGCACGAAAUGAAGCCGGUGGAGCUGCCGGAGGUUCCGCUCCGGAGAUCCCCCAGCUUGUCCGCUGGCUCGACGGGCGGUCGCAACUCGUCGUCGCUAACGACGAUCAAAGAGGAGGACGCCGACAGCAAGGAAAGUUUGGAGCUCAUAAAACCGAGUGACAUCAAGCUGGAAGAGGAGCAGCAGAAUGGCAAACUGAACGGCACCGAAGUGCCUUCCGUCAUCAACAGCUCCACCACCGCCGCAAACACCAACACCAUCGCGAUGGUCAAACUGCCGAUUGAGGAGACAUUUAUUGGCCGUUCGACCACGAACACGACGGCGGGCGCUGUUGGUGUGAGUGAGCACCGCCACCAGCAGCAGAAGGCAAAGGUUGACGUGAAACCGAAUGUUGCCGCGCUCGGAAAAUACCAACAGGAAAGCAGAACCGGCGAGAGCAAAAUGGAAUCGGCCACCGGUUCACCCGAUUCGCCCAAGGUAGUAAAGAAGAACGAAUCGAUAAAGCUCAAAAUAGAAAUGAACAAAAACACCUAUAAUGUCAGCAUCCUGCAAAGCCCUCAUCCGUUGGACCAGGAAGAGGUCGCCAGCAAGCACCAUAAAUCAGAUAAGCCGGAGAAGGCCAAGAAGAAGAAAUCCGAGGACAAGGAGAAGAGUGUCAACAAGGUUAAAGCCUCCAGUGAUCUAAAGAUUAAGAUAGAAAAGGUGAAAGACGGACUAGUCAGUGUGAAGAGUGGUAAAAAGGUGCCCUACAAAGUGGAACUUACCGGGCUGAGUGAUUUGAAGAACAAUAACCAUAAAAUUAGUCAUAAUGAUCUGGCGGACAGUAAAAAGGCGCGCAAAGAGGCUCACAAGCUGGAGAAAAGUGAAAAGAAAAUCAAAUCUCCCAAACGCAAUCCGGAGAUUGACAAUGUGCACCCCUCGAUUGUGCUGAAGAUUGAUCAGAAGAGUCCCGAGUUGUCAACGUCAACUUUGAAGAUAGUGUCUCAUCCGCUGGCCUCUUCUUCGCCGAAACCGAAACCCGAACCAGUGUUUGAAGAUGAAAAAUCACAGUUCCUUAAUUCGUUUGAGCUUACUCCAAUUAAGUCAGUUGGAGGUGAGUCUAGGUCCCCUUCCAAAUCGCCGAUUUCCGGUGGAUCUCCCCCUAGGCUUUCGAUUGCUGACAUCAAGCCGGGAAAGCGAAAAAAUAAGGAACCUUCUUCUAACCGAAGUGUUCUGAAGAAACCAAAACUAUCCGAUGACGAAAUGAAGGCUUUGGUAGAGAAAAAGGUGCAGGAGAGUAUUAAAUCAACUGGAGAGCAUAUUUUGCCGCUAACGAGCUCUCUUAAACCUAAACAGGGAACGGAAAAGAGUGCCAUACCAAUUUUACCGCAUCAACCUCCGAAAGUAAACAACUUGCCAAAGGAAGCUUCCAAGCCGGAGUCGAAACCGAAACCAGUCGAUUUCAAAGCUCCAUCGGUGAUGCCUCCUCCAGUUGUUUCAACCACUAACAUUCCUGCCCCAAAACCCGCUCAACCUGUGAUGAUUGCUCCCAAACCCGUGAACGCCGAUGCGUCCAAACGACCUGCAGUGCCUUCCUUCCCAAAACCCAUGCAACCAGCCAAGAAGCUACCUCCUCUGCUACCGAAAGAUCUCGAGCAAGCCAAAAUUAAUAAACCAAAACGACCUCAGCAGAAUGCUGGACCCACCAUCCACAUCUCGCCCAAUAAAGAAACGGAAAUCAGCGAAAUUAAGCCGGAAGACGCUAAGAAGAACAUCAAAGUUUAUGGCCCCCCAUCCGAUGGAGAGACUUUUGCUGUUCCAUCUGCACCGGCUAUGCCGAAACCGAAACCCAACAACAAAACCCGCCCGGUCAACUAUCUCAAUUACGCUUUGAUGAACGCCAACAAGGCUCCUGCGGGAUCCCGAACGCCAAUCCCCUCGUACUGCAAUUCUCCAAGCUACUCGCCGGACUCUCCGCAGUACAACCCAAAUUUCAACAUCUCAACCAAACAGUACAAGUACGCGAACCCGUUAGCUUAUGCAAAUCAUCUGCAAACCAUGCUGAACGAUCGUCGAACGGGCAACAAAUCACCUCCAUCGACGACGGCCGCGGCGGAUAAGAAACCGGAAUCUGCCAACGAGAAAAAGAGGCCAUGUCCCAGUCCUGAAAAUAAUAAGCAGGAACCACCCAUGAAGCAACCGAAAGUGCAGUCGUUGCUCAAUCAA